GCGUCAGUCAACUCCGUCUUGCUCCCGCGCCCGCGAAAAGGCUGGCGUGUGAUUGGUCGAGUGCGAUGCAAGCAGAUGCUAACUCGCAAGCUAAGUCAAAAGACCCCAGCGAUAGACAUCAUUUCCAUUAGCGGAGAUCCGUUGAGCAUACAACAUGAUGUUUCUAAUUUGCCUUCUUUUGAUGGCUGUUCCAGCACCGAACGUGGGAGCAGGAAGAAACGCCCGACAUGAUGACUACGUGGAAGAGCCGGCAGAUGACGAUUCCCCGAAACUGCCAGUUCGUGAAUCACCAGCAGAGAACGCCGACGAUCUUGAAUCUGUGCCCCAGAUCCUAGCCACCUCCGGCUGCGGCCCCAUAUCGGAUAGGGUCAUUUGUAGCUGCGUAAGCCGGGCAACCCCGGCUCCUUCUCUGAACUGGUUGGUGCCGCAAGCCGUGCGAGGUGCUCCGAAAGGAUCCACAGAGAAGCUAGACAAACACACUGUGAAGCUGGAUUUGUUCUUGGAGAAUCUCACGGACAGCAUCGACGUGCUUUGCGUCAGCUCAAACAAGUGGGGUUACGACCACCGUGUUUUCACGGCGCCCGGGAGAGACUCUGAAGAUGAGAUAAUCCCGACAGGUUUUUUCAUGAAGAUGAUCAAGUUUCUCGGGCAACCCUGGAGGUCUUCUGGCCUGUCACUUCUGCUGACUUUUAUGGUCACAAUUCGCUGUGUCUUUGCGGUGGGCUUCCGACAUACCUACGCGACUUCAGCAAGAAAGUGGUGGCGCGUCAUCAGAACGCUGAUACUACGCACCGGCCAGCAAGAAGCCGCUAACGCCGCCGAAGGCGCUGACACCGCCGACAACGCUGACGCCGCCGACAACCCUGACGCCGCCGACACUGCAGACGCCGCCAACAACGCUGCUGACGCCGCCAACAACCCUGACGGCGCCGACACUGCAGACGCCGCCGACAACCCUGACGCCGCCGACGGUGCCGACGCCGCUGACGUUAAUGGUGUUCAGGGUCGAGCGAGAGAGGAGCGCGUCUUCUUCGUUGACGGCCAGCAGUACUAUGUUGUUAAUGUUGGAUACUCUGAGCAAGAAGUCGCUAACUUUGGUUACAUAGACACACCGGAUCAUCCCGUCUAUAACUUACACAACCGGGAGCGCAUUGUCGUUUAUGUUGGCUAUGGCGGCAUUGCCCCACCACUUCCGCGCCAUCGUUAAUGUUGCCAAGAUUUUCGAUUCUUUCGAUUGUUUCAUGUAUAUGUGAGAGAACAUCAAAUUUGAAAUAUGAAG
This is a messenger RNA of Corythoichthys intestinalis (scribbled pipefish), 1279 nucleotides long. RefSeq lists its product as uncharacterized. Bases 155 to 1207 code for a protein of 350 amino acids. The record is from RefSeq and is a predicted model, not a curated record. Lineage: Eukaryota; Metazoa; Chordata; Actinopteri; Syngnathiformes; Syngnathidae. The transcript is spliced from 6 exons.